Messenger RNA from Thunnus maccoyii (southern bluefin tuna), 3063 nucleotides. Its product is annotated as mucin-5AC-like. The record is from RefSeq and is a predicted model, not a curated record. Gene Ontology annotation, molecular function: microtubule binding. NCBI's taxonomy places the organism in Eukaryota, Metazoa, Chordata, Actinopteri, Scombriformes, Scombridae. Gene Ontology annotation, cellular component: microtubule cytoskeleton; cytoplasmic microtubule. The coding region runs from base 156 to 2903 and encodes 915 amino acids. The transcript has 12 exons.
UCUCACGUGACCAGCAGCGCAGCAGGUUUUAAUUGUUCGUGUGUUUUCGUGUCGCCGUUUUGAAUGCGGAGCAGCAAAGGUUUGUGAGUUUUCAGAGAAACUUGAGGUGUGAUCCGGAUCAAUCUGCCACCCAGAGGAGAACCAACAGCAGCGGGAUGGACUGUCGAGCUAACAGCGAUGUGAUGUUUCUGCCCGAUGAAAAGUUUGAUUUCAAUGUGUCUCUGUCACCUGCCAGCUCCAAAGGUGAUGAAGAUGAGGUGUUUGUGGAUCAGGUCAGCCAUAUGGAGAGGUGCGUCGCUGUUAACAUGGCAUCUCGGCUGAAGGACGGAGGUGAUGGCAUGCGGGUGAGCUGGAGCCCGCUGACUGGAGAUCAGCUGGAGGCCAUGUGUGAGGAAGCUCACAGACUGGCCAACCUCCUGCAGAGCAGCAAGCCAAGCCAGCCACAUGGCGUUGAUGACGAGAUAGCCAACAUGACCAGCGAUGCUACAACUGACAGAGAGCAGUUUGUCCAGGACACUGAGGCUGAACUGGGUGUGAUUGGUCAGCCAGCCAAUUCACUCAGUCCCGUCAAAUGCCAGACUUCCUGUGUGCAGGAGAGUCCCAUGAAGCACCUGCGGCACGUCAAACAGCACCAGAGAGGAGUCUGCACCCCCCCUGCCACCAACACAGCUGAAUCCACACGCCCUGCAACUAACGCAGCUUCAUCCACCCGCCCUGCCACCAACGCAGCUGCAUCCAACCGCCCUGUAACCAACACAGCUGCAUCCAACCGCCCCGCUACCAAUGCAGCUUCAUUCACCCGCCCUGCCACCAAAGCAGCUGCAUCCACCCGCCCUGCCACUACUAAAGCAGCUGCAUCCAACGCAGCUGCAUCCACCCGCUCCAUCAGCAAUGCAGCUUCAUCCAUCUGCCCUGCCACCACUGCAGCUUCAUCCACUCCAUCUGCCACCAAAGCAGCUGCAUCCAACCGCCCUGUAACCAACGCAGCUGCAUCCAACAGCCCUGCCACCAACGCAGCUUCAUCCACCCGCCCUGCCACCAAAGCAGCUGCAUCCACCCGCCCUGCCACUAAAGCAGCUGCAUCCAACGCAGCUGCAUCCACCCGUCCCAUCAGCAAUGCAGCUUCAUCCAUCUGCCCUGCCACUACCGCAGCUUCAUCCACUCCAUCUGCCACCAACGCAGCUGCAUCCAACAGCCCUGCCACCAAAGCAGCUGCGUCCACCCGCCCUGCCACCAAAGCAGCUGCAUCCACCCACCCUGCCACCAAAGCAGCUGCAUCCACCCACCCAGCUACCAACGCAGCUGCAUCCACCCGCCCUGCUUCCACCACUAGACUCAGCACCUCCAGCCCUGUGGUCAUGGUCAAGGCUAAGCCCAGGACAGCGUUGAAAGGAAACACCGCGCAGGGCGUUGGUGUUGUGCUGCCGAGUAAACCAGCUGCCCCUUCGACUUCCUGUUCAGCCAACAAGAACAGAGUGGAGAAAAACAGACUGCAACCACCGAGCAAAGUGGCGGCAGGUUGGAGAAGGAGUCCAAACUCUUGUUCCUCCAGUAGAGCGGAGUCAUAUGAGGAUCUUCUGUCCGAUUCGACAAGCGUGGCCUCUGAUAUCAGCGACUCCUCCCUGAACUCCAGCCUGCUGGGAAAACGCACAUUGGCUCCACCCACCAAGAGUGUGAGGAACCCAUCAGGUGUGAAAGCUCCGCCCCUUCAGAGAAGGAGAGUGACAGAGAGGAAGAACACGUCCUCGUCCUCAUCCUCAGUGUCGAGCUUCAACUCCAGCCUGUCUCUGUCCCCCGCUACAGGUAAACCAAACUCCUCUACUAGUCUGAGCAGCUACACUGUCCCCGCCCCCAGCAGCAUCAGCAAACCUGCCAAUCAAAACAGGCAGCACCGCUCUAAUGUCUGUGCUGCUGCAGAGGCUGUGUCUUCCACCACUGGCCGCCGCUCGCUGUCCACCCAGGCCAGGAAGUUGUCUACACCACUGAAGAGAACUGAGGCCACACCCCUCCAGCCCACGUCUUCCAAAAGAGUUUUGGAGAGGACCGCCUCCAUCCCUGCCACUGCCUCAGCCCGUCUGCAGAGUGGACUGAAGGCCAAACCCAAACCUCAGACCCUGGCCCCACCGACAACCAGCGCAAUAGUCAGAGGAGUCCGCCAUGGAGACGGUAUUUCAUCCCCAGAUGUCUCAAAGAUGUUGAUGCCAAAGAGGCUGAUGUCAGCGAGCAGCGUGGACAGUGUUCCUCAGAAACCCUCUGCUGGCGGCUGCAGGUCGCUGCAGGUGAAAGCUUGUCGUCCCUCUGCCCUCCCCACCCCGCUGAGAAGCAAGAUGUCUGCCAUCCCCACCACCACGCCCAACAACCAGACCCAACCCGCAAGGCUUCCAACCACCUCUGACCCUGAUCACUCUGACUCCACUUCGGCCAGGAGAGCGAGCAGCUGCAGUACGUGGUUGUUUCUGUGUAGCCCCACCCCACCAGAUACACAGGGGGCAGAGCCUGUUGAUGCCCUGGACAUCCAGCCCUUCUGUCUGGAGGAGGAGGAGCCCCCGGCUGCCCCGCCCUCCACUUCUCCACAGCCCGACCAUUCAGAGAGCAUGGAUACUGGAGUACUGAGUCAGGGCGAAUCAGAGCCAGGCAGAAAUCUGAUUGAAUUGAAGACUACUGAGGAGAGCGAGAGCAACAGCAAGACACAGGAGGUUCUCCUGUUCGAUCUUCCAGCUCCGACACUGCAACCUCAAGAGAAACUGCUCAUUGACCUGACCAGCACCCCCAACCUCAUCCGAACCAGCAACAAGACCUGCACCACAACCCAGCAGCUGAUCGACCUGAGCUCUCCGCUCAUCAAGUGGAGUCCAGAAGACAAGAAGGAGAACAACGCUCCACUCAUCAACCUGUCCUUCUGAUCCAGAUCCUUCUAAAGACCAGAAUCUUAUUGUCUCUGCAGUAAACUUGUUUCUGUCUUGAGAAACUCUAAUAAUAAUAAUAAUACAUUUUUAUCAAUGAAAUGUUAGUAUUAUGUUUUAAAGAUACUGUGAAAUAAAAAAUAUAUUUUCCCAGUUUUAA